Symbiodinium sp. CCMP2592 is the source of this 831-nucleotide messenger RNA. The record is from the annotation of a GenBank genome assembly. NCBI's taxonomy places the organism in Eukaryota, Dinophyceae, Suessiales, Symbiodiniaceae.
AUGCAGGAUCACAUCUACCCGAAGAGCACCAACAGCGCGGCCCAGUGGCUCACGGCAGCCGGCGCAUACCUACAGAACAGCACGGCGCUACAGGGCCUUUGGUCCAUGGGCUUCGACGACUGCAGCCCCUACCCCAAGGGGACGGUGGACCUGGUCCUACCGCUGCUGCCCGAAAGCCGGGGGAGGGCUCGCCGACAGGAGUUCGCCACCUUGCGGGGCCGAUGCGGGGACGCUGGCGGCCGUGGGAAGCUGGAGCACCUUCACCAGGGAGAGUUGGACCGGGCUUCUUGCGAGGAGACGUGUCGGCACGCCUGGAUGCGCUGUACCGGCUUUGAGUUUCAUGAACCGAAGGACAAGGAGACUGUCGGAAGGUGCAUCCACCUCUCGGCCAAGCAUCUGGGACAUGAGUCAGCUGGCGGCGCCAACGUCACCUGCCAUGUCGGGCUCGGGCCCCGGAACCCGCGGGAUCCCCGGCACCGCCCGCGCAGCACGCGAGGGCCGAUCUACCUGAGGAUGCAGAGGUAUCAGACGCGAGGACCUUUGGCCAUGCUGCGGUCACUGCUGCUACGGACGAGUCGCUUCAAGAUGCUUUGGCCCCUUCUUUGGGUGCCUGCGGAGGUGAACGCCUCAGUUCUUCCAAUGGAGCAGUUCUCCGUGAACAUCGACACCAUCCUCGAGAUGAGGAUGCUCGCGCCCCUGCACCCCGGGAGCCUCAUCCAGCCCAUCGCGGCCUUCCUCGCCCCCGAGCGCGUGGGCGGCGCCUGCGUCCACCAUGGGGUGCUGGCCACCAGCACGCAACAGGACCUUAUGGGCUCCCAAGAUGAAGCCUAG